Messenger RNA from Ochotona curzoniae (black-lipped pika), 5402 nucleotides. RefSeq names its product thioredoxin related transmembrane protein 4 (gene TMX4). Bases 62 to 1084 code for a protein of 340 amino acids. The record is from RefSeq and is a predicted model, not a curated record. The transcript is spliced from 8 exons. NCBI's taxonomy places the organism in Eukaryota, Metazoa, Chordata, Mammalia, Lagomorpha, Ochotonidae.
GCGCGCCCCGCCGCUUUUCCCUCUCCACACACACACACACACACCCUGUCGAGACGCCAACAUGGCGGGCGGGCGCCGCGGCGGUGGCGGUGGCCCGCGGCUGACGACGCUCCUGGUCGCCUGGCUGGUUCUGGCGGCGGCCGCCUCAGGCUCCGAGCAGGCCGCGGUGCCGGCGGAGCAGAGCCGGGUCCAGCCCAUGUCCGCUUCCAACUGGACGCUGGUGAUGGAGGGCGAGUGGAUGCUGAAAUUUUACGCCCCCUGGUGUCCGUCCUGUCAGCAGACGGAUUCGGAGUGGGAGACGUUCGCCAAGAAUGGAGAGGUCCUGCAGAUCAGCGUGGGGAAGGUGGAUGUCAUCCAAGAGCCGGGUCUCAGUGGCCGCUUCUUUGUCACUACUCUCCCAGCAUUUUUUCACGCAAAGGAUGGGAUAUUCCGCCGUUACCGGGGCCCAGGAAUCUUUGAAGACCUGCAGAAUUACAUCCUGGAGAAGAAAUGGCAAGCAGUUGAGCCUCUGACUGGCUGGAAAUCCCCAGCUUCUUUGACGAUGUCUGGAAUGGCUGGCCUUUUUAGCAUCUCUGGCAAGAUAUGGCAUCUUCACAAUUAUUUCACCGUGACCCUUGGGAUCCCUGCGUGGUGUUCUUACCUCUUUUUCAUCAUAGCAACCUUGGCUUUUGGCCUUCUCAUGGGUCUGAUCUUGGUGGUAAUAUCAGAAUGUUUCUAUGUGCCAAGGGAUCUGGCUGAACCUUCUGAGCAAGACCAGAGGUCAGAGGACACACGUAGGGCCGAACAGUUACAGGAUGCAGACGAGGAAAAGGAGGAUUCGAAUGAAGAAGAAAACAAAGACAGCCUUGGCGAUGACGAGGAAGAGAAGGAAGACCUUGCCGAUGAGGACGAAGCCGAGGAGGAGGAAGAGGAGGACCACCCAGCCGGCGAUGUGGAGGAGAGGAGGGACACCGCUGACCAGGGGCUCCUGAGACAGGGCGGACCUGAGGAGACUGCAGAGCCCGCCGAGCAGCCCCCUGCCCCGGAGGCUGCCCAAGACUCCUUGAGGCAGCGCAGAAGCCGGCCUGACACCAACGGGCCAUAGGAGUAAUGAUGUGAAUAUAGGCAGAAAAAAAAAAAGCAAAAACAAAAAGCCAGCCUCCUUCUGGUCUGCAGUUGAAACCAGAUUCUUAGUUUUUCUUUGAAAAGAUGACAUCUGGUCAUGCGGUCUCAGGCAAUGGGCUUCAGUCUCCUGAGGGGAAUCUUCCAGUGACGUCAGAAGGACAACAUGGUGUUGGGGUGUAUCUGGGAGCUUGGGGUGGGAAGGACACUGGCCUGAGGGGGCAGCCCUGUCCUCAUUGGGACCGUCUAGUAACAAGGCAGCCAGCCCCAUGAAUGAAGGCAGGGCAGUCUUUACUCCUGCGCAUGCUCACUGGCCCUGGGUGGCCGAGGUUUUGCUUCCUGUUUUUUUUUUUUUUUUGGCUAAGUAUUUAUUUUUUGCCAACCUGGAAGGAACCCUGGGUACUGCACUGCACAAACACUGUUUUAGAGAGAGAGACUUGUUAAGUGCCCUGGCUCCCUCAGUCUCCCUUGUUAGGUCAUGUCUUACCUCCUGGGUUUCUAUCUUUCCCACCUGGAGUCUGUGGGCUCCUCCGGGUCCUAAGAGCUCAUUCAGAUAGUAGCCGGCCCUGCACAGCCACAUUUACCCUGACUUAGGGGUGUUGAUGAUCGGUGCCCACAGCUCAUGAGGCCGUCAAUGCCAAGCAUUUAGGAUGAAAUGCUGUAACCUUCAGAGACUGAGAAGGAAAUCGAGAAUUUACAGGGCAGAAUUCUUUUGCUUUUGAGGAACUAAAAUGCCAUUUUUACCCCCCCGAAAGUCCUUUGACAGUGUUCUUUCUAAAGCCAAAAGUCUUGCCAGGACAAGGUAUUUUUGUGAGUUUGAUGUAACAUUGUUUUGGUUCCAUUUUAAGAGGCUCCCUGGCUCUUACACCACUUUAGUAUAAUUGAGAAACCAUUUCUUAUUUCCUUGACUGCUAUAUUUCUGCUGAAAAUAUUAAUGGAAGUCAGCAUCUGGAAGUGAAAGAUUUGGUUUCGUUUCUGUCUUCCUUAAUCUGUUAGAGAACUGUAUCUUUAUAAAUCUCUCAAUACUCAAUAUAUUCCAAGUACCCGGGGAGCCCAACCUCUUUUAAAAAUUCUAUCCGUCCACUUCCCUCUUACCUGAUUUAUGUCUUAGGGUAAAUUCAUAAAAUUAGAUUCUCAGUGUAUGAAAACUCUGAAAGUCAACCUGUGUCCCUUGGGUCCAGACAGAAUAAUGAGAAGUGCAGGUUUAUGAAAUUCAAAGGGCGUUUCAUCUUUAAAGAGCAAUAUGCAGUAUACCCCUGCCUGCCCGUGUAGUAACGCUUUCCUGGUGUCAGCUGUGAGCGUGGGGCUCCCUGGUGAUGGGUGCAGGUUCUGAAACUCUGUCCUCCCGUGGUUAAAGGAGACCACUGCAGACUUUGCACAAAGGAAGGUUUUAGAUUACUUUUCAUCUUUUUAGCUAGCUGUUUUUAGCCCCAGUGUACUGUUGCCAUUGAGUGUGCCCUCCACAGUGUCACUCUGGUUGGAGGCCCGAGGCCAUCACAGCGCUGUGACCAGGGAGCCCUGGCUGGUGCCCGUGUCCUGCCCGAGGACGCAUCCUUAUGCAGAGUGCCACUGCUUUCAGGUGCUUCUUCCUCCCGGAUGCCAGCACACUUCCCUGGGUCAGAGGUCAAAUGGUUCUGCCCUUCUGUCAUUGAAUUUCUUUAAAUCUGCUGAAGUAAAAUUUUCAAAGGAAACUAAGUUCACAGGCAUGGUAAAUUUUUCAGGGUUGACUUUCCUGUGUAAUCUCUGCUUAUACACUUUAAGUAUGUACUAUUAAUUAUUUAGAAAACUAUUUUGCAAAGGGAGGAAGGAAUAAAGAAUACACAUUUUACUUUUGCUUUAAAAAAAAAAGAUUUUAUUUGAAAUGCAGAGUUAGAGAGAAGAGACAGAGAAAAUCUUUCCUUCUGCUGGUUCACUCUGCAAAUGGCCAUAGGGGCCAUUUUGUGGUGGUAUAGCUAGCUAAUCCUCCACUUGUGGCACCAACACCCCAUGGGGCACUUGUUUGAGUUCCAGCUGCCCCAUUUCCAAUCUAGUUUCCUGAUUAUGGCCUAGGAAAGCAGUGGACAAUGGCUUAAGUCAUUGUGUUGCUACUCCCCUGUGGAAGAAGCUCCUAGCUCCCAGUUUAGGAUCUGCUCAGUUCCAGCCGUUGUGGCCAUUGAGAAGUAAGCCAGCAGAUGGAAGGGCUUUCUCUGUCUCCUUCUGUCCCUCUGUUUAAUCUGCCUUUCAAACACACAUAACUAAAAGCAUGUAUUAACAUCCAUUACACAUUUGUGGGCCACACAGUGAUGUUUCCCGUCACUUGUAUACAGUGUCUACUUGUCAAAUUUGUGUUUCCCUUGAUUUGACAUUACUUUAUGAUUGGGGCUCUGGAUCACCCAACUUUGCUAGGUUUAACAUAAAGUAUCUUAAUUUUCAUUUUUAUUCUGAAAGGCAGAAAGAAACCCUUCUAUAUGUUGGUUUACUCCCACAAUGCCAGAAGGCCAGGCCCCUGCCUCACUUGCUGCCUGUUAUCUGAGUGACAGGGAAGUGAAACACUUGACCAGCGAGCACAUUAGCAGGAAGCAGAAUCAGAAGCAGAGGAGCUGUGGUUCACACCAGGCGCCCAAUGGGAAAGGCAGGUGUCGUGAGGCGGGCCCUGUAGCCGCUCUGUUAGAUGUGUGCCAGUUCUAGUUGUUCCCAAAAUAGUCUCUAACAUUAGAAUUGAAAAAGCAACUCGCAAUUUUAAAUGGAGAUGGAAAAAAAAAGUCUCUUGGGGAAACAGGAGUUAUCAAAGUUUAAAUAUUGGUAAUUUUUAAAGAUUUUCUUCCUUUAUUUUUGAAGCACCCUAACAAAAGGUAAUUCUUUUACAAAAUAGUUGCUGUUUACACACUUAAUUUAUGUCCAUUGGAAGCCUUUGAGUUUGUUUUCAAUACUUGCUGAGUAUGAAACUCAAGGAGAAAGAUCAGUGUGUAAUUUAAACUUAAAAUUUGAUUGGUAGGACUUUGUAGGAUUUUCCUGUGGAUACUGUAUUUAAUAUAAAUAACCAGGACAAAGAAACCAUGAUUUUAAAAGCCAAGGGGAAUCAUGAGUCCUCCUAUUGCAACAUCAGUUAUUUCAUUACAGAAUGGCAUUUAGUGAACACUAGGUAAGUGAAGUGAAAUUAACUACAAAACGAAAGUGGAUUUUGGAAUGGAGGUGCACAGUGGUUCGUUAUGUACGGGUAGUUGGAACGGAGCACCUUGUCACUGACAAGGAAAGUCUGAAGCUCCUUUUAUUUUCAUUUCUUGCUAGGUGUUAAAGCUGUCUACCUUGAUUAGAUAUAUUUAUACUGCAGCAGCAUACAGACAGUUUUCACUUCUUACUUUCUCUGGGAAAUACAGUAACUGAAUGGGCUGAGGGACAAAGCCCAUUCAGUCACUGCAGCUUUACUGCACAGGCACUGAAUCUUGUGCACAUGACCCCUGUUUUACUUUAUGGUCCUCUCUAUAUGCACAAAAAAAUUUCAAAAUAACUAUUGUAGACAAAAAGUAAGCAUUCUUAGAUAGAGCAGCUUGGCUUUUGACAAUGGAAAAAGCCAGAGAUGGACUUUGCAUGGUCCAAACUUCUGGAUAGCUUAUGACGUUGCUACGUGAUCUGGGUGUAUGUCAGUGUUCUAAACUUGCAGUCUGUACCACCUUUGGUGUAGAUGAUGAAACCCUUUGGAAAGCAAAUGCUUGCCGUGGGACAUUCAAGUCCUAGAAAGUGGCACUGGCCUGUUGCUUCACAGGAUGGAAAACAUUAAGCAGCCCAAAGAAAAAAAAUUAAAAACGUGGAACAGUUAGGGCAGCUGUGACAGGUCACUAUACAGCCUUAGAGGCAGAGCCUGGUGCUUGCGCUCGUGUGUCUCAGUGUGUGAUCACUGUCCGUGAGCUCGGAGCUGCAGUGCUGUUUCUGUCACUAGUAUACCUGGGCUUGACUCAUCACGUCAAACAUACCGACAUCUUGAAAAGUGUGCCGGUAAACCUUUUGUGUCAGUGCAAGAGCACCUUUGUGUAGUCACUGUUUUCCUCAUUCCUGCAGUUGGAUGGCUUGUCCUCAAGAGGCAGGCGUGAGCCUAGCAGGUCUGAUGCUGCCUGCGGGGGCAGCUUCGUGCAUUCCCAAAGCACGAAGUCGCGGGAAAGGCCUUUGAGCGCAUCAGCCCAGGACAUGGCCGGGAGAUGAUUUACUCUCAAAAAUGGUGAUGUGGACUAUGGUACUGUGUAUUUGUGACUCGUUCAGCUCUGACCUGUCUCCGGUGUAGUUUAAUCAGAUUUUUAUUAGAUGGCUUCUUCGUGGAAAUGCAACUU